AUGAUUAAGGUUCAAGAUGGACCUGACACCCUUUUCUACAGAUCAAAUAUAAUAACUGCUUUCCAUGUAAUAACUAAGACUAAGAUCAAAGAUUUGAGUAGUAUAAAGCAGUAAAUAAUGAGAAACACGCAAGGAAUGCCAGAAAUGAGAUCUAAAUUGAUUAAGGUGUUCAAUAACUUCUACUACAAAAAAUUAAGUGAUGAGGAAUUUGAGAAACAUUUAGACAGAGCUAUUUCGCAGAUUCCUGAUGAAUUUAAAAAUGAAUAAGCUCUAUUGGAUUAUCUUGUGACAAAUUAAAUCAAAGACUUACCUAGAGACUCAAUCCAGUAUAGAGUCAUGAUUAAACAAGACUUCAGCUCAGAUUAAUCAGUAGUAGUGUUUUUGUUUUAUCAUGGGUUAAUAGAUGGGGUGGGUUGCUUAAACUUGUUUUGUGCCUUACAAGAUGAAUUUGAUCCUUAGAAUCUUCCAUUUGUGAGAUAAAGAUCCCUCUUAGAAAGCGUCAAAAGAUAUGCUGCUUGUAUUUUGGGAAUCUAUGUUCAUUUAAAAUACAAACCUUAAUAGUAUCGUGAAUCGCAAAUAACUUAGAUAGUUGAGAGAAAUAAACCUUAAAUUACUCUUUCGAAAGAUAUGAAAGUAGAUGAGCUCAAGUAGAAAAUAUGUAGUAGGUUUGGAUGUUCUAUCAAUGACUUACUAUUAGGUGUUUGUCUUAUAGCUAUGAGAGAUUACUGUCUUGUUCAAAAUGUAACCGAUCAUACAUUAUUCGAGUUUAUGAUGGCUAUAAAUCAGCGUUCUCCAGUCAAUAAAAAAUCAGACAUCAGAUUAUUUAAUUGCACUAUUGCUAAUCAGAUUAAAAUCGACUUUGCAUGCUUAUUUAACCCUGACCUUCUAAAUGUAAGUUUAGAGUAACAAUUAAAAGAGUCAUUGAAACUAUUCAAAGAUAAGUUUUAGGAUAUCAGAACAUAAGAUCUUGGCCUGUGUGAUAUAACUGCAUUAAAGACAUUGGUGUAUUUUUUACCUGACAUUCUGAUAGAGACAUAAAUAGAAGAGUUACUAGUUCAUCUAAGGAGAGCAUGGUCAAAUCUGAAUGGUUCUCCUAAGCCUUUAAUGAUCGGGGAUGCCUACUCAGAAAAGAUGAUGUUUUGUUCUUAUGCUGAUUAAUACGACAAUAUGGUUUUUAACUCUCUGUCGCAUAAUGGACAUUUAAGAUUUUCUCUUUCAACCCAGUAUUUAAAUUUAGAUUCGAAGAAAUUCAUUUAAUGCUUUGACAAGAUAAUUGAGUAGCUUUACUAAUCAAAUUGA
Molecule: messenger RNA, 1299 nt
Organism: Stylonychia lemnae
Lineage: Eukaryota; Ciliophora; Spirotrichea; Sporadotrichida; Oxytrichidae
Source: the annotation of a GenBank genome assembly